This is a messenger RNA of Theileria equi strain WA, 1341 nucleotides long. RefSeq lists its product as hypothetical. The transcript has 2 exons. Lineage: Eukaryota; Apicomplexa; Aconoidasida; Piroplasmida; Theileriidae. The record is from RefSeq and is a predicted model, not a curated record. The coding region runs from base 1 to 1341 and encodes 446 amino acids.
AUGGACUCGGUGGAAGCUGAUGAUUGGAUAGACGAAUUAAUUUCUACUGACGUGAGUGUUGAGUGCACUACUGAGGACUGUAUUGAUAGCUACUCAUCUUGUUCUGUGGACGCUCUCUCUGACGGUGAGCUAGUUGUGAGGGAGGAUGAAUGUAUGGAUGAGGAGAUAGAUGGAAAAUGUGACGGACAAUGUAAAUGUGCUAGGAAGAUACCUGGCCUAGAGGUCAAAAAGGUAGAUGAUAGUCCAGUAAAUGGUUUUACCUGUUACACUCAUACCCUUCCAAAUGGGAAUACUUUUACUCUAGAUGGAGAACUACAAGAUGGAGGUACUAUAAUAGAAGUAAAUGGAACGGGAGGACCAAGAAAACCCAUAGAGGGCGUUAAGGAAGUCUCCGUUUUAUACUGGUCUAAGAAUGACAACACACCCCUUCUCCUUGGAGUUAAAUAUGGUAGUGGUAGUACAUCUGCCUAUUACGCAAGGAGUAGUGAUUGCAAAGAUUGGGUUUAUCAUGGACCGCUCCAAGGUAAUGAUCUCGAGACUCAACUUGAUUACCAGAACUGUCAACAUAACAGUGCGGUAACUAUAGAUCUUAGCAAGGGUUUAUCUAAUAGCCAAACUAAGUACUGCUGUAGUGGUAAUCAUUCUGGAGGUAGUAGAGUACAACGCUCUAAUAGGGUCACUGUUACUCCACAUGAAGUUUGUUGUAGAGAAACUGGUCACACCUCGACUCCUAUUUCCUACUUCAAACAUGAGAUUAGUUCUGUUGGUGAUCUUAAACUUGCAAAGAUUAAGUACAAUGGCAGAGAUAGAAAAAACAUAAAAGGUCCAGAGUUAAACUUUCCCAUUAAAGGUCCUGUUAGCGUCUAUGUAUUCCACUGUAAUAACAAUCCAGUACUUAUACACGUAAAGUAUGGGACUUCUGGAGGCUCAGAUGUUACAGGGUGGUAUAAGCAACGUCCUUCCAGUGAUGUUUGGGAAAGAGUCCUAGAUAACAUAAGCAGCAUAACGCCCAGCAACUUUGGUAACCUUACGUGUAAAAAUGGCUUUAAUGCACUUGUGGAUGAACUAAAAGGGUUUGAUGGAUGUAAAACCUUGGGAACAUGUCCUGCUACUCCUACUGCUGAUCCUGAAUCUAAACCUGAAGAAGGUCAACAUGAAGCUCUUACUGAUGGAGGAGCUAGCAUUUUUGCUAUUCUAACUGGUGCUGGCAUGUAUGGUGGCCCUCUUGCCGGAAGCGCUGCAACCUUUUUUGGAGGAUGGAAACUUUAUAAUCGCUAUAAGGGAGACCCUUGGGUUAGACACGGAUAUCCUAUAGAGUUUUUAAAGAAUGUACCAUAUUGA